Molecule: messenger RNA, 324 nt
Organism: Rotaria socialis
Lineage: Eukaryota; Metazoa; Rotifera; Eurotatoria; Philodinida; Philodinidae
Source: the annotation of a GenBank genome assembly
AUGUUUUUCUUCUUAGAUUUUGUUGUAUCGGCAAUAAAUUCUAAGGGUAACCAUCUUUUGAACACCUAUUGCCAUGAUUUUAUUGCCGAUGCUGAAAAAGGAAAAUUUGGUUACAUUAUUGGUCUUAAUCAAAUUAUUAGUGAAUGUAUUAACAUUUUACUACGACAAACAAAAAAUAGUGUUCUUUUAAUUGGAGCACCAGGUGUUGGAAAAAAAGCUAUUGUUAAAAGUUUAGCACAUCGUAUUGUUCAUCAAAAUGUCCAUCAUGACGUAUCGAAGCAUUUAUUUGCAUUAAAUAUGGAAGCACUAACUGGUAAAGCUUAA